UUCCGCCAUGGAAGGCGGUUGAAGCUCUAACCUAUGAACUUGGGGAAGGAGUCGAAAAGAUUUUCUUAUACUACUGUUCAAUCUUUAAUUUCCUUUCUACUGCAAAGUUAAAAAGAUUCCAAAUUUUUGCGUGAAUCAUCAUCAUUGUCAUUGGAACAGAACCGGAGAAAGAGAAACUGAAACUUGAAGUAGUAAUAAAGAAAUCCAAGUCGCCGGGGGAAAGAAUGGAUCAGACGGCGGAGGAGAAGAUGGUGAGAGAGAGAAUUAGAAAGAGAGUUAACGAAGUCAGUUCUGUGUCUCAGUCUCUUCUUUCUCCAGUUCAAGACCACAUCAAUUUCACCCUUCAAAAGGCAUACUUCAAAUGUGCAUAUGAGUGCUUUGAUAGGACAAGAACACACUCUGAGAUUAGUCGAUGUGCAGAGAGUUGCAGUGUUCCAAUCACCAAUGCGCAGAACCACUUUGAUAACGAGAUGUCUGUGUUCCAAGAGAGGUUGAAUAGAUCUCUUGUGGUUUGUCAAGACAAGUUUGAGGCUGCUAAGCUCCAGAAGACUAGAACUGAAGCUGUAAAUGGUUUGGAGCAGUGUGUGAACCAAACUGUUGAUGAAGCUGUGAAGACUCUGCCUAAUCUCGUGGAAAGAAUGAAGAAAGCUUUGUCAAUCACAGACCUAUCUCCUCCGUAACUAUAUUAUAAUAGCGACUCUUUCUGAUUCUUAGAAAUUAAAUUUUAUUUGAUCUCCAAUAAACUCGAAUACAUUCCUAUCAAACAGAGAAGUGAAAUUAUUGGUUGACAAAGCUUUCUUCAUUAGC
Messenger RNA from Camelina sativa (false flax), 807 nucleotides. RefSeq lists its product as uncharacterized. Gene Ontology annotation, cellular component: cytoplasm. The record is from RefSeq and is a predicted model, not a curated record. NCBI's taxonomy places the organism in Eukaryota, Viridiplantae, Streptophyta, Magnoliopsida, Brassicales, Brassicaceae.